AGAGGUAAGGGGGAGUCUGAGAAGAAACCGACAGAGAGAGAAAAGAGUGAGUGGAAAGAGCGAGGGGAGAGACAGCGAUUGAGUGAGAGAGAGAGCGAGAGAGGGUGCUUAAGCAUGAGAGGAGAGGAGUGAGGAUGGAUCAAACGCGCACUAUCCUCGCAUGACAAUGAUGACGACCACUUUAUACUCCAAGACGUAAUAUUAUGUUUUCACUUCACGUUUCAGGAUAACGGUACACAACAACCGCAAACUUUAUGAAAUGCAGUGACUUGACGAGAAAGUAACGGUUCUCUUCACCAAAACGACAUCAAACUCUUCAAAUACAACGUAUAUUAAAACAAAUAUAUAUAUAUAGUGUUACUUUAAUCGUGCUUCACAACUCAUUUAUCGUGCUUCAUAACCCCCGCGUAACUUUUUUGGAUGGUUUUGGGACAGAUGACAGAGAGAUGACGGACUUAUUUUGAAAAACUGCUUAAUAUAUCUUUGAAUCCCAAAAUGGAAUCGUCGCUUAUGUACCUGUUUUUAUCGUUGACGUUACCUGGAGUCAUUUGGCGUGCGUCUUCGAAUCCCUCGCUGAACAAUCUCCAACCCGCUCUGAGCCAAUCCAGUUCAAAUGGGGGGAGAGUAGCGAGCAGGCACAGGAACUGGUGUGCUUACGUGGUGACACGCACCAUCAGCUGUGUAAUGGAGGACGGGGUGGAGACGUACGUGAAGCCAGACUACCAGAGAUGUUCCUGGGGACAGUGUUCCAGAGUGAUGGCGUAUCGUACAUACCGGAGGCCCAGGUACAAGGUGGCCUAUAAGAUGGUGACAGAGAUGGAGUGGAAGUGUUGUCAUGGUUACUCCGGCGACGACUGCUAUGAUGGUCCAACGUGGACCGGGGACAGCCAGGUCACAGCGGGACGACCUCACGAAACACAGACCGGAUACAACAAUGGAGCUGGGCAGAAGGGAGGAGAGGUUGACAAUGACAAGAUGAGACAGAUGGAGGAGACUAUUCAAAGGUUGACCAAGGACCUCCGUGACAUACAGUCCACCAUGACGGGCAUGAACCUGAGGCUCCAAGACGGAACGAGGAGGCCAGGCCUGAACGGAGACAGGACCCCUGCAGAUGCAGCCAAGCCCAUGAAAGAGACAAUCCACUACAUUCAGACCAAACUUGACCAACUGGACAAUCGCACGCAGGUCCACGACCAGACCCUGCUGUCCAUCAACAACCAUUUGGUCAAUGGUGACAGAGGUUCCCGCGGCAAUGAGCUAGACGGGGCUGUCACAGGCAAGAUGGACGCCAUGAAGGAGGAGAUCCUCCGCGAGCUGGAGAGGAGGGUCAGUCUGUCGUGCUCCUCCUGCCAGAGCGGGGUGGAGGACAUGAGGAAGCAGCAGAAGAUUGACCAGGAGAGGAUCAGUGCUCUGGAGAAGUUGCUGAGUUCCAUGGACCAACACUAUCGCCACAACAUGGACCAGGAGGGAGAUGGAACGUAGGACUGCUGCAACACCGUCACAGAGAUGGACCUGACCACCACGGGGUGUUUAACCUAUGAUGUCAUCAAAGAGCGCCUGGACAAGGAGCUGGGUGGUGGGUCGGGUGAAGGAGAAACAGGAGGGAACGAGACGGAGGAGAAGUUGAACAGUAGACUGAGGGAGGUGGAGAGGAGGCUGAACAACACAGUGAGGAAGACAGAGCAGAAGUUCACCAACACAGGAAACAACAUGAAGGACAACCUGAGAGAGGUCACCACCAUCCGUAACAUAGUCCUCAGCCACAUGGAUGACCACGGCUACAGGAUAGGCAAGGUGGAGCUGGACCUCACAGUCCUGACGGACACGGUUACCGACCACAGCCGACGACUGGGUCAACUGGAGAACAGAACAAACUUUAUCGACACCAAAUUGUCGAGGACAGUGGACAUGUGCUCCGAGACCUGCGGCCCCAACGGGAAGGGCCGUAAGACAGAAGACAUGGUCAAGACCCUGGAGUGGACAGUAGUGGCCAACAAGGAGGACAUUCAGAAGUUUGAUACCAGACUCAAGGACCUAUCGCUGACUGGCGACUCUAUAAUAGACAGAGUGGUGGAGCUCAGCAACGACGUUAAGAAGAUCAAAGGGUUGACGGGGGAGGACAGCGAGCGCUUCAAUCAGAUAGUCACGGAGGUGGAGACGCUGGGGCGGAGCGUGGACGACUGCUCCAUCUGUAGCACAGUAGAACGAGACCUGCAGUCGUUCACCAACAGCACCAACAGCGCCAUUGGGAGGUGCCAAAAGGAACUGACCAACCUGCGCAACAGGUUUGACUCUGAGGACUCUUCUUGUUCCCAGCUCUGCUCCAACCUGCAGGAGGAAGUGGAGAGGCUGAAGGAGGAAGUGGAGGAGUGUACAGGGAAGUGUAAGACCGGCCUGACGGACCUAAAGAAAAACCUGGACGGACAUACGACCCUCCACGGACGGCUGGGGACGGACCUGAAAUCCAUCCAGGGGGAACUAUCCAAGUUCACCAUCAGGUUUACUACCCUGAAUGACUCUGUGAAUGGGCUAGGGCAUACCGUCCAGAGGCAUGGCAACACCAUCACAGACCUGGGCUCUACCAAGGAUAACAUCAUGUCUGAGUUGGACCACGUGCAGACAGAGCUGGACGAGCACGUCAAGGACACCAGGGGGCGCUUCACUGACCUGGGUCGUGAGAUAAAGACCAUCACCAGUAAAUACGUGACGGAGAUUGGGGAGUGUUGGCGGUCCGGGGACGGGCUGGACAAGAGGCUGUCCAAGAUGGAGGACGUCUGUGGCCGGCUGGAUGGUGUCUCCAACAGCCUGGCCAAGAUCAAGGAGGGGCUGAACAGACACGUGUCAGGGCUGUGGAACUGUGUCAACACGCUCAACUCUACGGUCAUCUUCCACGACGAGUCCAUUGACAACAUCCAGCACGUCCAGCUUCCAGACGUUCACUCUGACAUCAACAGGCUCAACACCUCUGUCCUCAACGUCCUCGAGGAGUUCCACAGCUUUAAACAACAGGACUUUGUUGGUUCCCCUGGUCUGCCCGGUCCGAGAGGAGAGAGGGGCUAUUCUGGACUCCCCGGGCCAAAGGGACCCCAAGGAAGAGAAGGGCCCGAAGGCAAUCCUGGCAAAGAGGGGCCCCUGGGACCUCCAGGUCUGAGAGGUGAAGAAGGUCCAGCAGGAUCAGACUCCCACGUUCCUCGUCUGUCCUUCUCAGCAGCUCUGACCCGCCCUCAGGCCAGGGCUGGAACCAUAGUCUUCAACAAGAUCUUUGUCAACGAGAAGGAUGUCUAUAACCCAGGCACAGGUUACUUCACAGCCCCAGUGAGUGGUAGAUACUCCUUCAGCGCUACCCUGACAGGCCAUAAGAAUGUGAAGCUUGAGGCUGUCCUAUCUAAGUCCAACUACGGAGUGGCGCGCGGGGACUCUGCAGGCUACCAACCAGAGGGACUGGAGAAACCCAUGGCGGAGGCCAGACACACGCCCGGAGCCCUGGCUGUCUUCAACAUCAUCCUCCCUAUGGAGGUGGGAGAUACCGUCUGCAUCGACCUGGUCACCGGGAAACUGGCCCACUCCUCAGAACCCCUCACCAUCUUCAGCGGGAUGCUGCUGUAUGAGACCGUCUGAUUGGGCUAGACUGUCAGUGUGAGGCCUUCUGAUUGGCUGAUCUGAAGGAGAGGGAUGAGUCUAAUUGGUGCUUACAGAGACAAACAACAGUGUCUUGAGAUUAACAAUUGAAUCAAACCAGCAAGAGAAAUACCUUCAUGAAUGAAUCAAAUCAGCAAGAGAAAUACCUUCAUGAAUGAUAUAGAAGAAAGAAAAAUGUACUUUUGUCCAUCCAUUUGAUGAUUUGUUUUUGUGUUUCACAGCUUGUAGUAAACAGGAAUCUAACUGGGCACAGAUGUCCAUUCAAAGUCUAUUCCACAUUGGUUCCAUGUGAUUACAUUGGAACGCCGUGGAAACAACCGCUGUCCUCCCAGUGGGAUUAUACAUCCAUUUCUUUGACAUUCAUUUCCUUUUUCGAAAGAGAAGCCACUGCAGAGUUUUAUAUGUUAUAAUAUUUUAAUAGUUUGUUCAACACUAUCAACUUUAAUGUUUCCACUUAUUGUCAUAAGCUGGCCUUGAGGUCUCACACAUAUUCUUUAACGUCAAAGCAAACUAUAGUAUAUUUUUUGAAAGGAUCACAAAAUAAUGCAUUGUAUUUUUGUUCCAUGUAGACUGAUACGCCCACAAAUAUGACUGGGAUGGGUUUAUGUUCGACAAUCUGUUUAAUGCACACAUUCUAUGUCAAAGUGGUUAAGAACUAUUAAUGUAUACUCAGUCUAAAUUACUCACACUGUCUAUUUCACGGGUGCAAACAGAUUGAAGAGAAAUGCAACAAUAAGCACAUUUUCCUCUAGUAACAAAGCAAUUUCAGGGUGUGGGGAGCAGACCAGCAUCAAACAAAGUUACGCUGGUGCUCAUUCUGACUUUUGUUCUAGAACUCAAAAUAAAAAAAUAAAAUUUUGAGGAAAAUUCCAUUAAUUUGUUCUAGAACUCAAACAGAAAAAGAACAUUUGAGGAAAAUUCCAUGAAUUUGUUCUAGAACUCAAACAGAAAAAGAACAUUUGAGGAACAUUCCAUUAAUAUAUCCAAGGACUCAAGAGAAAGAUUUCUUCUCAGAAUCUCUAAUGUAGCCAUAAGGGUCAUAUAAACUUGGUGAAGGUCGAGGGUUCAACUGUAAAAUGUGUGUCCUCUCUGUUUCUCUGGCAACCAUAUUCAGAGCCACAGAUAACACUGAUGAGGAGGGUACACAUCCCUCUAUCCCUCCAUGAAUUUAAACCUCAGCCAAGAAACCAUGUGCCUGGCCAAAAGUAGUGUACUAAAGUAGGGAAUAGGGUGCCAUUUGGGACGAAACCCAUGUUUUCUGUGUCCUUCCUCACUAGGCCAAUUAACAUGCCUUUCCUUUCUCAAAGUAUUUGAAUUCAGUCCGAUACAGUACAGGAAGACCCUCUAGUGGAAUGUUCAUAUGUUGACACUAUCGAGGAACAUUAUCAUCAGAUAUUACAUUUACGCCUCUGUCCCCAAUGGUAUCCUAUUCUAACUAUAGUACACUGCUUUGGACCAAGUGCACAAAAAAAAUUAAAUAAUAAUAAUAUAUAUAUAUUAUUAUUUAUUUUAUUAUUAUUUGUAUUUUUGGUGCACUUGGUCCAGAGUAGUGUACUAUAGUUCGAAUAGGAUACUAUAAAUAAAAUGGGUGCCUUUUCAGAUGCACAUUGUAUUUUAUCGUGACAUAUGUUGCCAGCAUUUCCCAAAGUCUUGAACCAGCCCAUUCGGAAAAUGCAAUUUACUUUGUAAUAUGUGUUUUUUGUUGUUGUAUGCGUUGAUGUACAACCUCAAUAGUUUGUAAAUAUUUGUAUGUAUAUUUUUUUGGUCAUAUAUUAGUAAUUUGUUGUGACUGUAUGUUUUAGAUUAUUUUUUUUUUUUUAAACUAGGUUUGUGUUUUUGUUUUGUUUGCCACAUGUGACUCCAAUACAGAUCACUUUUCCACA
This is a messenger RNA of Oncorhynchus masou masou (cherry salmon), 5522 nucleotides long. It is a transcript of the gene emilin1a, whose product is annotated as elastin microfibril interfacer 1a. Gene Ontology annotation, molecular function: protein binding. NCBI's taxonomy places the organism in Eukaryota, Metazoa, Chordata, Actinopteri, Salmoniformes, Salmonidae. The record is from RefSeq and is a predicted model, not a curated record.